Messenger RNA from Caenorhabditis angaria, 578 nucleotides. The record is from the annotation of a GenBank genome assembly. NCBI's taxonomy places the organism in Eukaryota, Metazoa, Nematoda, Chromadorea, Rhabditida, Rhabditidae.
AUGUGGUUCGAACAAUUUUACUCUGGUGUAAUUACAACUGCUUUUGUUGCCGGAGCUUGUUACAUGAGUUAUCCAUUCAACAAAUUGGAUGUUGGAAGAGCGUUCCGUAGAAAUUAUUGUACUCCACAAAGGUGAGCGUUUUCUCGGGUUUUCGAAAAAUAGAAAUGAUUUGCUAUGUUUUACAAAAAUGAAAUUAUCGAAGUAGAACACUUCACGUUAUAAAUUUAAAAGAAAGAAAAAUGUUAGAGCUUUUUUUUUGAAUUCAAAGUAAAAAUUUGUAUUUUCGUGCGUGUAAAUGUAAUAAUGAAAACAGUGAUUUUAGAGUUUUCAGUAAAGCCUGCUCUAUUUUUUAAAUAUAUAUAUUAUUUUUGAAAGCUUUACUAUUCCAAAGUUAGAAAAUUUUUAAUUGAUUAAAAAAUUAAAAUGCAAUCACUUUCAUUCCGUGCUUCUGAAUUACCCGAUCUUUAUUAUCAAUCCCAAAAUCUAAAUUUUUCAGAGUUGAGUUGUCAAAAAGAGAUCAUCGCUUGACCGGAAAUCAAUACCGCAUCGUCGGCCUCGAUAGCUUCGGAGAAAAAUAA